Ylistrum balloti is the source of this 918-nucleotide messenger RNA. RefSeq names its product uridine diphosphate glucose pyrophosphatase NUDT22-like. Lineage: Eukaryota; Metazoa; Mollusca; Bivalvia; Pectinida; Pectinidae. Gene Ontology annotation, molecular function: GDP-mannose hydrolase activity. The record is from RefSeq and is a predicted model, not a curated record. The transcript is spliced from 3 exons. Bases 1 to 918 code for a protein of 305 amino acids.
AUGGACCCAGAUGUUAGUGUGAUGUUUACAGUCCCUGGUCUGUCCCUGAUACGACGUUCUGACACAAUUGCAUGUUUAUCUUCAGAAUUUAAUAGAAAACAACUUGACAUAUUUGAUGUCCAGAUAGAAUCUAUUUGGGAGAAAAGAAGACGUGAAAACCCAAAAUUAUUCAACGGAACAAAAUUCCGUUUGCACUCGGUCUCAGAAGAUUCUCAUCAUAAUAGCCCAGACGGUAGAAUUACCUUUAACUUAGGUGUAACAUGUUAUAGAGAUUUUAUUAGUACUAACUGGGCCCCAAAUGCAAAGGAAAUAUUACAACGAGGCAAACAAGAUCAUAAUAACUCUCAGGCAUUCAUGUCUGAUGCGAUGGGAGUAGGUGCCUUGGUACAAACUAUUGACAAUCAUGUUAUAUUCCUAAAAAGAAGUAUCCAUUGUGGAGAAGCGAAAGGCCUUUGGGACAUUCCAGGAGGACAUGCUGAACCACAGGAGUUGGUUGGAAAACUUCCAGUUGAAAACAUUGACGUGACAAAACUGGAUCCUGUCAAGGUGAUAGAAGAAAUGUUUGAUUCUAUAAAAAGAGAGGUAAUAGAUGAAGUUAACAUUCCCCAUGCCUGCUUGUCUGAGCCAGAACUAUGUGGAAUUGCCAGGAAUACAACAGCUGCUGGCAGACCUAGCGUGGAAUUUGUUAUCAGAUGCUCUCUGAAUGCUGAAGAGGUCAAGGCCAAAUAUCGCCAAGGUAACCAGUCUGAAGCAGAUGAAUCCACCAAUAUAUGCUUACUACCCUUUGAUGAGGUGAUAGAGAUGAAAUCAGGAGAUGAUUUCUGGCAAAAUAUGGCUCCUUCUGCUAAAGGCUGUAUUGUACUUUACCGUCUAUACUACAGAAAAAUCAUGGACUCCAGACAUUCUGAUCAAGAGUGA